Molecule: messenger RNA, 1750 nt
Organism: Closterium sp. NIES-67
Lineage: Eukaryota; Viridiplantae; Streptophyta; Zygnematophyceae; Desmidiales; Closteriaceae
Source: the annotation of a GenBank genome assembly
GCAGCAAGGACAGGUACUAAUGCUUGUUACUGGAGCAAUUAGUUCCAGCAAGCGAUCAGCUGCGGUGUAAACGUUUGCCUCCGGUACGCAGCACGUUCAUUAUUCUGUUUCGAGUGACUGACUCUUUGUCGCGUCGUCAUUUCGAUCCCUUCAGUGGUCAAGUUGGGUAACAUUCUGCUCGGGUGGAAAAUGCCUCAGGUUCGGCAGCUGGUUCGGGAUACCGGAGCCGAGGCGACAGCGAGCGCGUGGAACGGAUCGCGAACGCGGUGGGCGGCCGGCACGGCGGAUGGCACGCUGCAGAUCUGGGAGCGCUGCGACGACGGAGCGGAGCGCGGGCCGCUGACCCUCGCCGCGAGCUGGCCGUUGGGGGGAAGCGGAGGGGAGAAAACGGCAACAGCAGCGCAUCUGGUGUGGGUCCCCCAGGAGUUCGGCAGCAAGCUCGCGGUGGCUUGCAGGGGGAGCAGCCGCGUGCACAUCUGGGGGGAAGUUGGGGGCGCGGGGGAAGGGGAAGGGGGGGAGGAUGGGGGGAGUGGGGCCGCCAGGGAGGCGGGGAAUGAGGAUAACAGGGAAGGCGGGGCGGGAGGCAUGCUCACUGAUGCGGAGAUGGGUGGAGGAGGGGGGGAUGGAAGGGAGGGAGGGGCUGACCAAUCAGGAGCAGGCAGGGAAGGAGAGGGUGGUGGUGGCGGUUACAGGAGGGGAGGUGGUAACCGUUGGAGGCUGGUUGGAGUGGUGGAUGUUGGGAGCAUGCUGUUGUCUGCUCUGAAUGGCGCUGCUUCUGGGGGAGGCGUGAAUGGUGGAGGGUUUAUUCCAAGUGGGGGCAUGGCGGCUACAUCCUCCUCCUCCUCCUCCUCUUUAUCACCAUCAUCAUCAUCAUCUGGUGCUGCUGUGUUGGCGUUGGCGUUUGUGCGCAGCACUUACACUGACCCGCUGCUACUGCUGGCAGUGACAUCAGAGGGGCGAAUGGUGGUGCAUCGCUGCAGUGACUGCCUCACCCUUUCCGAUUGGACCCUUGAGGCUGACGUGGCACUGUUCCCAUAUGCUGACGUCAGCAUGGGCCAGGAGCUGCUGUCGCGUGCGAUCAUAGCCGUCCAUCCCUCCACGCGUGUUUCCGGCCAAUCGCCAGCUGUGGCUAUUGCCACGUGUGCAGCAGGCAACAGCAAGGGAGACUGCAGCACAGCCAAGGUGUGGGUGCGCAGCGAUCGCUACAUGCGCUGGCAUGCCAUCGCAGAUCUCCUGCCCAACCCCUCUGCUAACCCAUCAACCAAUCAGCAAGCGACACCUGUCUCGAGUAUCGCUUGGGCGCCCACCCUUGACAGGCCCUUCGAUGUCGUUGCCUUGGCCGCUGCUUCCGCCGUGCAUCUGGCCCGGAUAGACUAUCCAAACCUGUCUGGCUCGGCGCAGUUUGCUGAGCCUGAUGGAGCGCUAGAUGCCAUGGAGGAUGGUGCCGAGGCUCGGAGUUACCGUUCCAGGGCUUCUAAAGCCUUGGUUCAGGUUCGGCAUGUGGCUCGGCUUACCUCCACCAGUGCAUGUCAGGUACAUCAAGUAUCUUGGGAUCUGCUCGGCUCCAGUAUUGCAGCAGUUGGAGCAGAUGGUGUAGUUACUGUAUGGAAACAAACUGCUACGGGAAAAUGGGCUGGCCAUUCUGUUUACAGUGCAAAGUAGUUCAAAAGUACUAGACUAGUACCCUUUAUCAACAGAAACCUUUUUGUGAACCGAACCUAAUUUUAGUGAAUAUAGUUCGCUUUUAUAC